Molecule: messenger RNA, 3256 nt
Organism: Durio zibethinus
Lineage: Eukaryota; Viridiplantae; Streptophyta; Magnoliopsida; Malvales; Malvaceae
Product: Protein kinase superfamily protein
Biological process (GO): protein phosphorylation; positive regulation of transcription elongation by RNA polymerase II
Cellular component (GO): nucleus; cyclin-dependent protein kinase holoenzyme complex
Molecular function (GO): ATP binding; RNA polymerase II CTD heptapeptide repeat kinase activity
Source: RefSeq, a predicted model, not a curated record
AAACCUCUCAAAAUACCAAAAAUUUUUUUUUUCUUGUUUUGCCUCUUUAGAUCCAUUCUCUUUCUCUUCCCAUUUUGACCGUCAAAACCUAGAUCACCUAAUCCUCUCUAGGGUUGUCAGAGUUGCAGACUUUUUUUUUUACUGCAAAGGAACAAGCUUUUCCUUAUACUUGAAAAAACAAAAGAAGAUUUUCAGUGGUUUUUUUUUUUUCGUUUUUGAAGCUUUUAGGUUGUUUAAAAUUGUGGGUCUUGAAUAAUUAGAUUGGAUAAGUAGAGUAGAAGAAAAUUUGAGUGUAUAAAGAACUAUCAUUUUCAAGGGUGGUAUUGAAUUUGAAUUAGUUUGCUUAUCUUGGAAGGUUGCUUUUGGAAGUGAUUCUUUUUUAGUUUUUGUAAAGGUUGUAGUUUUGUUGAGUUUUCAGGAGCAAUGGGCCCUUACAUAUGUUCAUUUCGCUUAAAUGUUGUUGAAGAAAUGGGAUCUUGAAUAGAUUGGUUAAUUGCAUUGAAUAUUUGGUUUUUAGUAAAGUCUGUAGCUUUAUUGUGUGUGAGUGUGUGUGUUUUUUUAUUUUUUUUAAGAAAAAUGGGUUCUUGGUUAUACGACUGGUGAAGAAAUGGGAUUUUUUAUUAUGUUUGAAUUUGGAUGGAAUAUUGGGAUUUUAGUUUUUAGUUGAGUUUUUAAGCUUUUUGAGUGUGAUGGGAAUGGAUGAGGAGGAUAAUGUUGGAAAAAUAGAAUUUCUGAAGGAACGAAGGGUAGUUAGUCUCUUUAGAAGAACUUAAGAAGGUUUUGUUGAGGGGUAGUUUUGGUGUAUGAUGGGUUGCAUUUGUUGUAAGCCUUCUGCUAUUGAAGAUAGUAAAGAUAGUCCUAGAGAGAGGCCUUCGAUUAAAGCCUCAUCAGAUGUGAGGGUAUCAAGGGCUACUUCUUCGAGGAGGGAGGAAGCAUAUAGAGCAAAGGAUCGGUAUGAUAAAAAUGAAGGGAGGAUAAUGUUGAUCGAUAAACAAGUGAAUGGUUCGGUUCAGUUGCAUGAUGAGAAUUUGGAUAGGAAGAGGGAGAAGAUGGAGUAUGUUGUUAGUCAACAACCAGGGAUGGGUAGUGUUCCGAAAGCUGCGGAAGGAGAGCAGGUGGCUGCAGGAUGGCCUGCUUGGUUAGCUGCAGUAGCAGGAGAAGCAAUCAGGGGAUGGGUACCACGGCGUGCAGACUCAUUUGAGAAGCUGGAUAAAAUUGGCCAGGGAACUUAUAGUAAUGUCUAUAGGGCUCGUGACAUAGAUCAGAAAAAAGUUGUUGCUCUGAAGAAAGUAAGAUUUGAUAACCUUGAGCCAGAGAGUGUUCGAUUUAUGGCAAGGGAAAUUCACAUUCUACGUAGACUUGAUCAUCCGAAUGUUAUAAAGCUGGAAGGUCUGGUUACCUCAAGGAUGUCUUGCAGCUUGUACCUUGUGUUUGAGUACAUGGAGCAUGAUUUGGCUGGUCUGGCUUCUCACCCUGGUCUGAAGUUUUCAGAAUCGCAGGUUAAGUGCUACAUGCAGCAACUUUUGUGUGGUCUUGACCAUUGUCACAGCCGUGGUGUCCUACAUCGUGACAUAAAGGGUUCCAACCUUCUAAUUGACAAUAAUGGCAUCUUGAAGAUUGCUGACUUUGGCCUGGCUAGUUUUUAUGAUCCCCAUCAAAGUCAGCCCUUGACAAGCCGUGUUGUAACUCUUUGGUAUAGACCACCGGAGCUUUUACUUGGAGCCACUUACUAUGGUACUGCUGUAGAUUUAUGGAGUACUGGUUGCAUACUUGCUGAGUUAUAUGCUGGCAAGCCUAUUAUGCCUGGAAGAACUGAGGUGGAACAGUUGCAUAAAAUUUUCAAACUUUGUGGCUCACCUUCUGAAGACUAUUGGAGAAAAUCGAAGUUGCCUCAUGCAACCAUUUUUAAGCCCCAACAGCCUUAUAGAGGCUGUGUUGCAGAAACAUUUAAGGAAUUCCCUGCACCAGCUUUAGCACUUAUGGAGACCUUACUUUCCAUUAACCCUGCUGAUCGUGGAUCUGCAGCGUCUGCUCUCAAUAGUGAGUUCUUUACAACUAAACCUCUUCCCUGUGAUCCAUCAAGCUUGCCAAAGUAUCCUCCAAGCAAAGAGUUUGAUGCAAAAAUAAGGGAUGACGAAGCUCGAAGACAAGGAGGAGCAGGAACCAAAGGCCAGAGACCUGAUCUUGACAGGAGAGCAACAAGAGAGUCUCGAGCCAUCCCUGCGCCUGAUGCUAACGCUGAACUAGCAUUGUCAAUGCAGAAAAGGCAAGGUCAAUCCAAUUCAAAGAGCCGGAGUGAGAAGUUUAAUCCUCAUCCUGAAGAAGUUGCCUCAGGCUUUCCUAUAGAUCCACCUAGGCCAUCGCAGGGAGUAGAAUCAAAUGCAGAUGUACAGGGGAAUCAUCACAAGCGAGCGUCCCAUUCAGGGCCACUGGCUCACCGAGCUGCAUGGGCAAAGUCUGCGAAAAACCUGGAUGAUGCUCCAAAACUUUCUACUGGGGCUGACUUGUCAAUGAUGUCAAGUUUAGUGGCAGCAAGGAGAAGUAAUCUUAUAUCUGAAGAUCUCAGAGAAAGAUCUGGUUCUUCACAAUCAGAAGCUCCAAGAAUGACUGCAAGAUUUCCGGGGUCAAUUAAGGAGGCCUCAGAAUCCUUCAUCCAACAGGAUCCGAAACAUAAUGUGCAGCAGAAAGAAGAUGGAAGAAGUAGCAACCAAGAUCCUGUUCUGCUUGGUUAUGGGUCAAAGGGGCACAAAAUUCACUAUUCUGGUCCCUUAAUAGUUCCAUCAGGCAACAUGGAUCAAAUUCUUAAGGAUCAUGAUCGCCAAAUCCAAGAAGCUGUUCGGCGAGCACGCCUUGAUAAGGCAAAGAUAAGAAAAGUUCAGUUAGAAGGGAACCAAAUAUCAACCAAUUCAUUUUUUGUUUCCGGUCGUUGAGCUAAAUUUUGUGAACAGCAAAUCAAGAUGAGCAUUAUCAAGACUCAAGAUGAUCACUGCAAAUAAUUUGGCUGCUGAUUCUCUUGCUAAAUAUGAUCCAGAGUUGUUGGGUGGAUUUUUUUUUUUUUUUUGUAUAGAUUGGUGUUUUUAGGAAUAUGGCUAGUGGGCAUAUUUGGCUUAGCUUAUAGCUUAUUGAGAAAUCUCUGUGUGAUUAAUCAUGUGUAUUUCUUUCCACUCGGCAACUGUAAUUUGCUAAGAUAUGACCCAUUCUUGUAGACCUUAUUAUUAGCCAUAAGUUAAAAGCAGAGAGAUCUGAGAUUAUUUAA